AGAUAUGGCAGACGAGCAACAUUAUUUCGAACAUAUCAUCGCUCAAUUCUCUAACUCUUGACGGGACUGGAUGAGUUGUAAAGCCUUUUUUAUCCUUUCUUGCCGAGCCGACUCCCCCUACCUCCUCCUCCGCCGCUUGCAGAAUUGUAUAAAGAACAAAAAUCGGGCUGGGGAGGGGGGUUGAUGCGCCGAAGCUGAAAUCGAGAGGCAAACCCAGGAAAGAGGUAGUAUUUUGUACACGGGACUUUCCCCCCCUUCGUCCCUAAAAAGGAGGGGGAAAUGUCAUAUUUUUAAAAGCGAUAUUUUUAAAAUCGAGGAUUACGAAUAGGCUUAGGCGCCUGUCUCUGAGGAUAUAUAUUUUAAUUCGUUAAAAAAUAUGGCCGAGAACGUUCUGGAGUCUGGCCCGCCUUCAGCCAAGAGGCCUAAACUGUCCUCCCCGGCGCUAUCUGCCUCAGCCAGCGAUGGAAACGAUUUUGGCUCGCUUUUUGACCUGGAGCAUGACCUUCCAGAUGAGCUGAUCAGUUCCUCCGAGCUGAGUCUAGCAAAUGGAGGGGACCUCGGCCAGUUGCACUGCAAUUUGGGUAGUGGGGGCGGGGCCAUUGGAGGAGUUGUGUCCAGUGGCCAGGAUGCAGCGGCCAAACACAAGCAGCUCUCUGAACUCCUCCGGCAUGGAUCCGCAUCUGCAGCACAGCAGCAGGGUGCGAUGGGUAGCCCAGCAGGAGCCUCAAUGGGGCUAUUUGGGAGUAUGAAGGCUUCUCCAGGUACUCACGGCAUGGGCCCGCAAGGGCAGCAGCAUCUUUCCCCGCAGCAGGCCACGCUUAUGCAACAACAGCAGAUGGCAGGGAUGGUGGGCAACAUGAACAGGAAUAUGCUCGGACCUCAGAAAGGCAAUGGACAGCAACAGCCAGGAGGACCCACACCUCAGCAGCAAAGCAUGCUGGGAGCGCAGAUGUUGAACGGAUCUCCCAGAAUAGGACAGCACAACCCGGGCAUGGGCAGCAGCAGUAACUUGUUAGCAGAGGCUCUUCAGCAGCAGCAGACAGUAGGAGGUCAGGGUGGACUGAGGGCACAGCAGCCUGGAGCAAUGAACAAGAUGGGGAUGAAUGCAGGUUCAGGCCCCUAUGGAGGCCCAUAUGGUCAGCCUGCCAGUCAGAGUCUGGGUGUUGCAGGGCUGGCUUCUCAGCUCCAGAACAAACCAGGUCUCCCCAACAGUCCGGCCCAGUUUAACCUCGACAAGAAGCCUGUGCAGGGCUUACCUGGCAUGCAGGCUUCCCAGCCUUCCCCAGCGGGUGCUGCCGGAGGCGCAGGAGUAGCCGGCAUGGUGCCUAAUGCCCAAGGAACUCUCGGGCCCGGAUCAGCUCCAUCAGCCGUGUCUGCAACAGCGGUGGGAGGAGUUCCUCCAGCGGCCGACCCAGAAAAGCGCAAACUCAUACAGCAGCAGCUGGUGCUUUUGCUCCAUGCCCACAAGUGCCAGCGGAGGGAGCAGGCCAAUGGGGAAGUACGGCAGUGUAGCCUGCCCCAUUGUCGCACCAUGAAGAACGUCCUCAACCACAUGACGCACUGCCAGGCUGGCAAAUCUUGCCAAGUGGCGCACUGUGCCUCAUCCAGACAAAUAAUCUCUCACUGGAAGAACUGCACGCGGCAUGACUGUCCUGUAUGUCUACCACUGAAAAACGCAGGGGACAAGAGGAAUCAACAGAGUGAGUCUCUCCUAGGCACUGUGGGUGUGGGAUUAAGUUCUUCUUUGGGUAAUGUAACUGGUGGUCCACCCGGUGCCCCCCAUCUCAGUACCCCAGGGCAGAUAGACCCCAGCUCCAUCGAGAGGGCUUACGCAGCGCUGGGCCUCACAUACCAGGGAAAUCAGGCUUCCCCUCAGCCUGUCCAACAAACACAACGGGCAAUAAACACAAUGGGAGCAAAUCCCAUGGGAGUAAACGGAGCAGUGGGUGGUCAGUCUCAGAAUCAGCAAGCUAACCUUCUCCAGGAUACAAUGUUGCAUCUGAACAUGAACUCGCAGAGUCUGAUGAAUGACAAUGCUGUGGGCGGUCUGGGGUGUAUGCCUAUGGCCAACCCAGCUGCCAGUGGUAGCAUGAGGAAGAGCUGGCACGAGGACAUCACCCAGGAUCUACGCAACCACCUGGUGCACAAACUAGUCCAGGCCAUUUUUCCCACUCCAGACCCAGCUGCACUGAAGGACCGGCGGAUGGAGAAUCUAGUGGCCUAUGCGCGUAAAGUUGAGGGGGAUAUGUAUGAGUCCGCUAACAGCAGGGCGGAGUAUUAUCACCUGCUGGCGGAGAAGAUUUAUAAGAUCCAGAAGGAACUGGAAGAGAAGCGAAAGACACGGUUACAGAAGCAGGGCAUGAUGCCUACUCAGCCUGGUAUGCCCCCCACUGGCCUGCAGCAAGGCCCCACUGGGAUUGGUCAGACAGGGCCACCCACAGGACUGCCUCCUAAUGGCCCUCUCUCUGAUCCUUCAGUGGUGCGGCCUACUGGUCCAAACCAGAUGAUGAACAGGAUGCAGAAUGCUGCUGGCAUUAAUCCCUUUGGGAACCAUAUGGGAAUGCAGUCCAUGGGCCAGAGAUCUACACCUCCUCUUCCACUCAGCACACCUCUUAACCAGGGAAGCAUGGGCAGUGUGAGGAUGCCACAGCCAAAUGUUGCACAGAUGCAAAAUCAGUACAUGCAAACUGGACAGUUUCAAGGUUCAAAUCCUGCUCUUGGAGCUGGAUCUGUUGACAUGGCACACCCAGGAAAUGACAGCACUGUCACUCAACAGGGGCAAAUGCCUACUUUAUCAUCUUUACCAAUCGGCAGUCCUUUAGCCCAGCCUGGGUCUGCUGGAGGGGCAGGCAGCGGGUCUUCAGUGGGUUCUCUGGGUCCCAACAGCAUGAGUGCGGUGCCUCCAUCGUCCACCCCAACACAGUCCAUCAACCUCCCCCACUGCCCACCCUUCCACCAGAAUUCUCCUUCCCCAGCUCAUAGCCGCACACCCACGCCCACGCCGGGCUCCCAGACACCCCAGCCUCACACACCCAGCCUACCCCAGUUAGCAAUGAGCGGCAGUCAGCAGCAGUUACCUCUGUCCGCCAGUUCUGACAAUGCCAUGCAGCCUCAGCAGCAGCCAUUAGGAGGAACUCCUCCUGCUGUGUCUCAUAGUGGCCUCUCUACGCCAAAUGCCAGCCAGUAUCCCCGCACUCCAUUGUCUCAUAAGGGUUCUCUACCAGUGGAUGGCCAGGCUGCUACCCCUGCCUCCGUCAGCAGUGCGGACACAUCAUUUCAACAGGGUCCUUCAGACUCCGCAACCACCCUUGAGUCUAAGGUGGCGGUCAAGCAGAAAGUAGAAGAGGAUGAGGAUGAGGAUGAAGAUGAAGAAGACAUGACAGGAGGAAAAACAGGCAAACAAGAAGACAUUAACGCUAAGGAAAAGCCUGAGAUACAGAAAGAGAAGCCGAGUGAUGGUGUGCCAAUGGAGACUUCUUCAGCUGCAGCUGGGGAGGACAAAAAGCCAGAGAUAAAGACUGAGCCUAAAGAAGAGGAGGAAGGUUCAGGGUCUACAGCAACCCACAGUUCACCUUCUGGAGUCCCUAACAAAAAGAAAAUUUUUAAACCAGAGGAGCUGAGGCAGGCCCUGAUGCCCACACUGGAGUCUCUUUACCGCCAGGACCCUGAGUCUCUGCCCUUCCGCCAGCCUGUGGACCCUUCACUACUGGGAAUACCAGUACGUCUGCUGUCUGGUCACAGCCAUCUUAAUACAGUGCUUUUUUUGUUUCACAUAACCAUACUAUUAAAGGAUAAUUGGCUGAUUUUUCAAGCAGUUUUGCAUGGUUGUUUUCGCCAACAUGACACUGGCUAAUGCUUUUUUUGUUCUCUCUCACAGUUUGAGUUUUCUCCCCAAACUCUGUGCUGCUAUGGGAAGCAGCUAUGCACUAUACCACGAGAUGCUGCUUACUUUAGUUUUCAGAACAGUUCACCAAAAUAUGGGCUUCUUGCUGACAGGUAUCACUUCUGUGAGAAGUGUUUCAAUGAGAUCCAGGGUGAGAGUGUGUCCUUGGGAGAUGACCCAUCCCAACCUCAAACAUCGAUCAACAAGGAUCAGUUUGAAAAGAAGAAAAAUGACAUGCUCGACCCUGAGCUAUUUGUGGAAUGUAUGGAUUGUAGUCGUAAGAUGCAUCAGAUCUGUGUUUUGCACAAUGACACUAUAUGGCCAUCAGGCUUUGUGUGUGAUGGCUGUUUGAAGAAGUCCAACAAGACCCGUAAAGAGAACAAAUAUGCUGCUAAAAGGCUUCCACAGACCAAACUAGGCAACUACUUGGAAACGCGGAUUAAUGAUUUUGUGAAGCGACAUAAUCACCCAGAAUCUGGUGAAGUCACUAUUCGUGUUGUUCAUGUCUCUGACAAAGUGGUGGAAGUCAAACCAGGCAUGAAGUCUAGGUUUGUGGAUAGUGGAGAGAUGGCAGAGUCUUUCCCAUACAGAACGAAAGCUUUAUUUGCAUUUGAGGAUGUUGAUGGUGUUGAUGUCUGUUUUUUUGGGAUGCACGUGCAAGAGUAUGGCUCAGAUUGUCCACCCCCUAAUCAAAGACGGGUUUACAUAUCCUACCUGGACAGUGUCCACUUCUUUCAGCCACGUUGUCUGAGAACAAGCGUGUACCAUGAGAUUCUUUUAGGAUAUCUGGACUAUGCCAAAAAACAAGGGUUUACCACGGGACACAUCUGGGCCUGCCCUCCUAGUGAAGGAGAUGAUUACAUCUUCCACUGUCACCCUCCAGACCAGAAGAUACCCAAGCCGAAGCGGCUGCAGGAGUGGUAUAAGAAGAUGCUGGAUAAAUCUGUAUCGGAGCGCAUCGUGCAUGACUACAAGGACGUCUUCAAACAGGCAACAGAGGAUCGCCUCACCAGCGCCAAAGAACUGCCCUAUUUUGAGGGUGAUUUCUGGCCCAAUGUGCUUGAAGAGAGUAUCAAAGAACUAGAGCAAGAAGAGGAGGAAAGGAAGAGGGAGGAGAACAGCACAUCCAAUGAGAGUGUUGAUACAACAAAAGGUGACAGCAAAAAUGCCAAGAAAAAGAACAACAAGAAGACGAGCAAGAACAAGAGCAGCUUAAGCCGAGCCAACAAAAAGAAGCCGGGCAUGCCAAAUGUGUCCAAUGACCUUUCACAGAAACUAUAUGCCACAAUGGAAAAGCACAAAGAGGUGUUCUUUGUUAUCCGACUGAUUGCGGCACCCAAUUCCAAUUCUCUCCUGCCCAUUGUUGACCUGGAUCCUUUGAUGGCGUGUGAUUUGAUGGAUGGUCGUGAUGCCUUCUUAACACUUUCACGGGAUAAGCACCUGGAGUUUUCUUCAUUGCGACGCUCCAAAUGGAGCACCAUGUGCAUGUUGGUGGAACUGCAUAACCAGAGCCAGGACCGCUUUGUCUAUACCUGCAAUGAGUGCAAGCACCAUGUUGAAACUCGCUUCCAUUGCACUGUUUGUGAGGACUAUGAUCUCUGCAUCACUUGCUACAAUACAAAAGGUCACAAGCACAAGAUGGAAAAACUGGGCUUGGGGUUGGAUGACGAAAGCAGCAACCAGGCUCCUUCCUCAAUGCAGAAUCCUGGAGACUCACGGCGUCUCAGUAUUCAGCGGUGCAUCCAGUCUCUGGUGCAUGCCUGCCAGUGCCGCAAUGCCAACUGUUCGCUUCCAUCUUGCCAGAAAAUGAAACGUGUAAUUCAACAUACCAAAGGCUGCAAGCGUAAAACCAAUGGCGGUUGUCCUAUCUGCAAGCAGCUCAUCGCACUCUGUUGUUACCAUGCAAAACACUGCCAAGAGAAUAAGUGCCCUGUGCCAUUCUGCCUCAACAUCAAGCAGAAACUGCGGCAACAACAGCUCCAGCACAGGCUCCAGCAGGCCCAGAUGGUGCGUAGAAGAAUGGCCAGCAUGCAAAGGACAGGCCAGCAGCUUCCAGGAGGCAAUGGUGGGCUGCCAUCUCCUGGGAACAAUAGUACUUCUGGUCCGAGCACACCAACACCAAGCACUCAACCCCCUACCCCACAGACGCCCACUCAGCAAUGUCAGCCUCCAGUGACUCAACCUGGCAUUGGAGGUGUUCCAUCACAACAGCAACAGCAGUUGGCAGGGAUGGCCCAUCAAUACCAGCAAAUGACUAGAAGUGGUGGGAUGAUCAACUCCCCGCAGCAGCCCCUGAUCCCACAGCAGCACCAACAGCCAACAUCAGUUCAGCAUCUUCAGCAUGCCAACAACCUUCCUCCAUAUGUGCAAAGACCUCCAGGCUCCUCUCCACUUCCUCAAUCAAUGGGAAAGCCAGGCAUGGUGCCAGGAGGCUUCCCUCAACAGCAACAGUCGAACCUAGGGCAGCCUGUGAUGCCGCAACAUCAGCCACCUGGCCCCCCACCUGCCGCUGUAGAAAUUGCCAUGAAGAUUCAACGAGUCGCAGAGACUCAACGGCAAAUGGCUCAGCAAAAGAUACUGCAAAGAAACCAGGCUCCUGGAAUGAUGCCUCCACAUGGCCUUCAUCAGGGUCCCCAAACUCAAAGCCAGAUGGGCAUGAACCUUCCUGGAGCUGCAAUGGGUGGGCCUCAGGGAAUGCCACCCCAGACACAAGCAGCAGUUGCUCGAACUCACAUGGAUCAGCAGCAGGGAAUGAUUACAGCAGGCAUGCAGCAGACAGGACCUCAGGCUCAGCUCCCUCAAGUCCAGUUACAGCAGGGCCAGCAAGGAGCACUCCAACUUCAGGUGCCGCCACAGCAGCAGUGGAGUGGUCCCGGUAUGCCUCCUCAGCAGAGACCUAGGGUUAUGAACCAAAUGGGUCUGCAAGGAAUGGUUGCACCUCAACAACAGCAGCAGCAGCAGACAGUUGGUCCGCAGCAGCAGCAAGGGCUUUCUGGUGUAAUGGGUAUGAUGGGCCAAGGAGGGGCUGCACCUGCAGGUACUGGCCCUGGAAGUCACCCUCAGGCUGCAAUACAGGACCUCCUAAGAACCUUAAGGUUACCUAGCUCUCCCCAUCAACAACAGCAAGUCCUGAAUAUACUACGUUCGAACCCUCAGCUCAUGGCAACCUUUAUCAGGCAACGGGUUCCUAGGUACCUUGGUCGAGGCGGGCCUGGAGCAGGAGGUGCGGGUGUACCAGGAGGACCUGGUGGAGGUCCAGGAAUCAUUGAUGGCCAGCAAAUGAAUGUAAAUCCUGGGACAAAUCAAGGAGGUAUGCAUAUGGCACAAGGAACUACCAUGCCAAUGAAUCAGCUUCAGCAACAACAGCAGCAGCAGCAGCAGCAGCAGCAACAGCAGCAGCAGCAACAUAUGGAAAACCAUGCUCAGUUCCAGCAUUCUCAACCACCCCAGCAGCAGGGUUAUCUUGGGCAAUCUGGACUGCCCCCACAGCAGCCUGGCCAACCUCAGCCUGGUGGUCUCCAGCAGCAACAGGGAGGUACCCAGCAAAACUACUGUGGGUCUAUGUCCCAUCAGCAGGUUGCAGCAGCUCUGCAACAAAGGUUGCAACACCAGCAACUUCAGAUGCAGCAGCAGCAACAACAACAACAGCAGCAGCAGCAGCAGCAGGGUGCUCUGGCAGGACUCCAGGGUGCUGAUGGAGGUCCUGGAGGUGGUGGUCCCCUCCAGCAGCAACAGAUGCAGUCGGCUCCAAUUGGUUCCCAAUCUCAAGUCAUGCUUCAGCAAGCUUUGCAGCAACGGCUCCUCCAGCAACAACAGUCACACUUAGGAGGAGGAUCUCCUUCUCAACACAAUCCCAUGAGCCCUCAACAGCCCCAGCAACAGAUCUCCCAGUCUCCCCAUUUGCAGGGCCAGCAGUUGCCCAAUUCUCUAAGCAACCAAGUCCGCUCACCCCAGCCGUCGCCUCGGCCCCAGUCCCAGCCGCCAAACUCUAGUCCAUCUCCUCGCUUGCAGCCCCAGCCUUCACCCCAUCGCAUCUCGCCGCAGACCCAGAUGGGUUCCCCUCACCCAGGUCAUCUUCCUCAGCAUCACGGUGGCAUGGUUGCACACCCACCUCCACAGCAACAACCGCAGGCGUCCCAACAGCAGCAACAGGCUAAUGCGAUGGACCAGGGCUCAUUUGGAGGAGACCAGAGUACCAUGCUUUCACAGCUAGGUGGGAUGGGAGCCUUGCAUGGGCAAGGGACAAAUGACAUGCUGACAAAUAACCAAGAUAUGGGGUCGAAUAUGAAUCACUCAUUAGAUUUGAUGUAAUGUUGCAGUGCUCAAAGAACUGUCAUGAUUGCCAGGGUUUGGUAGCAAUUCUAGGUUUUACAAAGGCUGUCAUCGAUAGUAUUAUUAUUACUAUUAUUAUUAUUAUUAUUUAAUAUUUUUCUUAUGUAAUUGAAUAGAACUGAACUUCCUAUGGGAGAUACUACAUGUGCAAGUCAACAAAUUAAGUUAAAUGAAUGGUAAGUUAUUGCUGUUAAUAUAUAAAUAUAUAUAAAUAUAUUUUUUGCCAAUUGUGUUCAAAGGGUUUUGGGUUAAGGGAUGGGAAAUAUUUCCUCUUGGUAUAUGACCAGAAAUAUUUUUGGGGUUAAGAAGUCUGCCUUUUUUAUAGAUAUUUUUUAAAAUUUUAAAAGUGGCAUGAAAUUAAAAAGCAAAAUGCGUAAACAAAAUGGACUAUUUUGUUUUCUUUUUCUUUGAAACAGUCAAGAAUGUCAUCAGUUUUGGAGCGCAUUAGAUUUAUUCUCACCAGUGUAAUGAUUAUGAAAAUGAUGGCAUUGGUAAUAACUGUUAUUUAUUACUCUGCUCUUUUGGUUGGCUAAUAGAUAUUUUCUUGUUCUUUUGUUUUGGACAGUGUAUGGCAUAUGCUAUUUGAACCUACAAUUUUUGAAGAGUAUAUUUUUGUUAUUGAUUGAACCUGACUAUAAAAGGAUGAAUUUAU
Messenger RNA from Sinocyclocheilus rhinocerous, 8867 nucleotides. Its product is annotated as histone acetyltransferase p300-like. The record is from RefSeq and is a predicted model, not a curated record. NCBI's taxonomy places the organism in Eukaryota, Metazoa, Chordata, Actinopteri, Cypriniformes, Cyprinidae. Gene Ontology annotation, cellular component: nucleus; histone acetyltransferase complex; transcription regulator complex. Gene Ontology annotation, molecular function: histone acetyltransferase activity; zinc ion binding; transcription coactivator activity. Gene Ontology annotation, biological process: positive regulation of transcription by RNA polymerase II.